GCCUGCUUACUGGUGGUGCUGAUGAUAGUUCGAGCCUCGAGGCUUUAAGCCUUUAAGUUCCAUAGAUAAGGUAAAGGAUUCAUUAAUUUUUAUUAUUCUCUUCAGUGCUGCAGCUGUUACACUAUAGGAGUGGAUUUGCAAAAGUGUGCAUUUUAGGAUACAGAAGGCUGCUGGAAAAUAAAGACAAAGAAGAGUGUUGCAGCAGUUGAUAUAGGCCAGAAAUGAAACUUUUUGAUGCUCAUUGUCAUCUCCAAGACCCUAAGAUCUUUAAUAUGGUCCCACAAUUAAUUAGGACCACUCUUGAUACAGGAGUGGUUCAUUUUGCGGUGAACGGUGUGUGUGAGAAGGAUUGGCACAUAGUCAAGGAGAUGAGCAACAGCUAUCCUUGUGUUGUUCCAAAUUUCGGGAUCCAUCCCUGGUUCAUUGCCGAGAGGACACCUAAUUGGUUGAAAACAUUGAAGGAAUACUUUGAGGCUACACCUGAAGCUGCGGUUGGUGAGAUUGGUUUGGAUAAAGGUUCAAUGGGAAAGAAGAUUGAUUUUGCUGAUCAGGUUGAAGUCUUCCGCCAACAACUUCAGCUAGCCAAAGAGUUGAAAAGACCCGCGUCUAUUCAUUGUGUCCGAGCUUAUGGGGAUCUUCUUGAGAUACUGAAAUCUAUGGGUCCGUUCCCUUCUGGAGUUAUCCUUCAUUCUUUCCUUGGCUCUGCUGAAAUGGUUCCUGAAUUUGCUAAGCUUGGUGCUUACUUCUCGUUCUCUGGGUUUCUGAUGUCUUUGAAAGAAAGCAAGGCAAAGAAGAUGUUACGUUCAAUUCCUAUCGAAAGGAUUUUGUUGGAGACAGAUGCACCCGAUGCUUUUCCAAAAUUAAACAAUCCAGACACUUUGUUUUUGAUAGAAGAGGAAACCUCUGCUUCUAAAGAAAGUGGUGGUGAAGGACAAAUUCCAAUUCCUGAAACUGAUAAUUCCGCCAAAACUUUGCCUUCUUCGUCACUGCCAAAAGAAACCCUAAACCAUCCAGCCAACAUCCAUCAUGUUCUUCACUACGUAGCAUCUUUACUUGAUAUGAGCAAAGAAAAACUCACUGAUUUAAGCUUUUCAAAUGCAAGGCAGCUGUUCUCAUACGAAGGUUCAAAAGUGCAGCAGUGAGGAUACCUCUCUCGUUGAUAUGUGCAUUUUAGCUUCGAGAUUAGUUCAGAUUGCUUUCUCUUAAAGUAACCGAGGCACACACUGUCUGUGCCUGAGCCCCCUGGAUCUUCUUCAUACUUGUAUUGCAAGACAUGUUAACUUCAAAAUAGAGUAAGGUAACAUGCAUGUUGGUGUUGAAAUUUUGUGCAUUUGCGUGUGCGAGGAAAUGGGCAAAAGUAAUCCAAAUAUUUAAAGUGAUGGGUCGUUUCUUGCUUACCAAAUAACCUACCUGAUGUAUAUGUAUCUGGUUUUAGCAUGGGCGGUUACAUGCUUUCGUGGCGAGUUGUGCAUUGGAAGAGAUAAAGAUGAAACUUGAAAGGGAAAGGGAUGAAGAUGAAGAUGAA
Messenger RNA from Ipomoea nil (Japanese morning glory), 1525 nucleotides. RefSeq lists its product as uncharacterized. Lineage: Eukaryota; Viridiplantae; Streptophyta; Magnoliopsida; Solanales; Convolvulaceae. The record is from RefSeq and is a predicted model, not a curated record. The coding region runs from base 222 to 1142 and encodes 306 amino acids. The transcript is spliced from 3 exons. Gene Ontology annotation, molecular function: hydrolase activity, acting on ester bonds.